Messenger RNA from Carassius auratus (goldfish), 2970 nucleotides. Its product is annotated as voltage-dependent P/Q-type calcium channel subunit alpha-1A-like. The record is from RefSeq and is a predicted model, not a curated record. The transcript is spliced from 20 exons. Gene Ontology annotation, biological process: chemical synaptic transmission; calcium ion import across plasma membrane. The coding region runs from base 1 to 2736 and encodes 911 amino acids. Gene Ontology annotation, cellular component: membrane; voltage-gated calcium channel complex; neuronal cell body. NCBI's taxonomy places the organism in Eukaryota, Metazoa, Chordata, Actinopteri, Cypriniformes, Cyprinidae. Gene Ontology annotation, molecular function: high voltage-gated calcium channel activity.
AUGCUUCAGGGAGUGCAUGGAACUGGAUGUACUCAUCCCCUCAUCAUCAUCGGCUCCUUCUUCAUGCUCAAUCUUGUGCUGGUGAGUUUGCCCAAAGAAAGGGAGCGCGUGGAGAACAGGAGAGAGUUUCUUAAGCUGAAGCGUCAGCAGCAGAUAGAGAGAGAGCUGAACGGAUAUCUGGAGUGGAUCUGCAAAGCAGAAGAAGUGAUUUUGGCUGACGAGGACAAUGACCCAGAUGACCGGAUGCCCUUUGACGGCACGCGAAGGAGGCCUACCAUCAAGAAGAAUAAAGCAGACCUGCUGGAUGCAGAGGAUGGAGAUGGAGAUAUAGGUUCUCCGUUUGCACGGGGCAGUCUGAAGAGCUCCAAACUGGAGGGCUCUUCCUUCCAUAAAAAGGAGCGUCGUCUGCGAUUCUUCGUCAGGCACAUAGUGAAGACGCAGGCGUUCUACUGGUCUGUGCUGUGUCUGGUGGGACUCAACACUCUGUGUGUGGCUGCUGUGCACUACGACCAGCCUGAAAAGCUCUCCGACUUCCUCUACUUUGCUGAGUUCAUCUUCCUGGGGAUCUUUAUGUCAGAGAUGUGUAUAAAGAUGUAUGGGCUGGGGACCAGUCCUUAUUUUCACUCCUCCUUCAACUGUUUCGACUGCAUUGUCAUUUGUGGCAGCAUUUUCGAGGUGCUCUGGUCUAUGAUCCAGCCAGGAACCUCGUUUGGGAUCAGUGUGUUACGAGCUCUCAGGUUACUGAGGAUCUUCAAAGUGACCAAGUAUUGGGCGUCUCUGAGGAACCUGGUGGUGUCUUUGUUGAACUCCAUGAAAUCCAUUAUCAGUUUACUCUUCCUCCUUUUCCUCUUCAUCGUGGUCUUUGCUCUGCUGGGCAUGCAGCUGUUUGGAGGACAGUUUAAUUUUGAAGCCGGGACACCACCUACAAACUUUGAUACUUUUCCUGCAGCAAUAAUGACAGUGUUUCAGAUCCUGACGGGUGAAGACUGGAACAUGGUGAUGUAUGAUGGGAUCGAGUCUCAGGGAGGAGUCAAGAAGGGCAUGGUCUUCUCAGUCUUCUUCAUCGUUCUUACACUCUUCGGCAACUACACUUUGCUCAAUGUGUUCUUGGCUAUCGCUGUGGACAAUCUGGCCAAUGCACAAGAGCUGACCAAGGAUGAACAGGAGGAAGAGCAAGCAGCCAAUCAGAAAAUGGCUCUUCAGGCGGCCAAGGAAGUAGCAGAGGUCAGCCCACUGUCUGCAGCCAGCCUCUCCAUUGCUGCCGUGACAGUAAGCUCUGAGCGUCUUGAUGCAACAGAACACUUUCUGGACUGUAAAGAGCAACAGAAGAACCACAAAGGUUGUAAGUCGGUAUGGGAGCAGCGCACUAGUGAGCUGAGACGACAGACUCUGGUGAACAGCAGAGAGGUGCUUUACAAUGAGUUGGACCCUGAAGAUCGCUGGAAGGUCUCAUACUCCCGUCACAUUCGUCCCGACAUGAAGACACAUCUGGACCGGCCGUUGGUCGUGGACCCUCAGGAGAACCGCAAUAACAAUACCAACAAAACUCGACCGGGUGACGGCCAGCCCCAGCGCACUCAUCAGCUCUUGCACAAACAGCCCAACUUCAAUGAGGGGGAGAGUGGAGGAGGAGGUGGAGGGUCUGAGCCCUGGACUGCGCUGGAAAGGGGGGACUCCACAGGAUCCCGUAGGAGUCUUUUAGGCUCAGAGGACAAUGGGGAGGGUAGAGAGUCUCACCGCAGACAUCAGCAUGGUGAGCGCUGCAGCCAGGCUCGCCAACACCAUAGAGCUGCUAAGGAAGAGGGAGAGGGCGGAGGGAGGAGACACAGGAAUAAGGGCAAGGAAAGAGGUCCUGAGUAUGAGCAUGCAGAUGGAGGAGAGCGGAAACACAGACAUCAUCGCCAUGAGGGCGAGGGAAGAAAAGAUAGAGGGGUGCGACACCGUACCAGGAAGGAUGGUCAUGGAAGUGGCCCCAUUCUCUCCACCACUCGUCCCAUUCAGAAGACUCUGUCCAGGCAGGACAGCCAGUACAGUGAGGACCUGGACAAUGCCAUGAACAGCAAGCUUGCCACCCAGCCACCUAGUAACUCCACUCCUCAUGAUAGUCUGCUCAAUCUGGCUAACAGUGCCCACACUGCCGGCCUGGCACAUACUGGCACAGAGAGCAGCCUCUUUCUCACCAAGCCCUCCUCUACCACUGCUAAUGUUACCAGCACUGGUCACCUGGGCAUGAAACCUGAUUACACUGCCGUGGACAUUCCCCCGAUGUUCCCUUCCAGUAAUGCCAUCCUACAGGUCAAUAAAAAUGCAAACACAGAGCCCCUGCCCAAGAAGGAGGACACAAAGGGUGACGAUGAUGAUGAUGAGAAAGAUGAUGGGGGGCCUAAACCCAUGCCACCCUUCUCCUCAAUGUUCAUUCUGUCUACCACCAACCCAUUUCGGAGGUUGUGCCACUAUAUUGUCACGCUCAGAUAUUUUGAGAUGUGUAUUCUGCUGGUCAUUGCAAUGAGCAGUAUUGCCCUGGCCGCUGAAGACCCUGUCUGGCCCGAUUCCCCCCGCAACAAUGUCCUGCGAUACUUUGACUAUGUGUUCACUGGUGUGUUCACCUUUGAGAUGCUCAUUAAGAUGGUAGAUUUAGGUCUUGUCCUGCAUCAAGGCUCAUAUUUCCGUGACUUAUGGAACAUCCUGGACUUUAUAGUGGUUAGUGGUGCCCUGGUGGCGUUCGCCUUCACGUAAGUGUCAUCAAGGCCCCAGCGCUCAUGCCCCACUCCUCUCUCCUCUCCUGCUUGCUGCCUCUCCUCGUCCUUCCUCAUCUUGCUCCCUACAGGUCAAACGCCUGUGCAGUCGGCACAGCUCUGCCACCCUGGAGCGCCAGCCUGCUCCCCAUACAACCCACCUGUCUCUCUCUCUCUUUCUUUUCUCUCUCACCAUUUCUCUCCCUUACUCUCCUUCCCCAACUCAGUUCUGUUC